Messenger RNA from Mycosarcoma maydis (corn smut), 1827 nucleotides. RefSeq lists its product as uncharacterized. The coding region runs from base 1 to 1827 and encodes 608 amino acids. Gene Ontology annotation, molecular function: phosphatase activity. The transcript has a single exon. Lineage: Eukaryota; Fungi; Basidiomycota; Ustilaginomycetes; Ustilaginales. The record is from RefSeq and is a predicted model, not a curated record. Gene Ontology annotation, cellular component: nucleus; cytoplasm. Gene Ontology annotation, biological process: DNA damage response.
AUGGUCUGGUCUCCUCCUGUACCGCCAUCGUCGGCUCAGGACAAGUCGAGCUUCGCAUACGAAUCCACUGUCCACCGCUGGCCUGCCAUUCUAACCCAAGUAAUCGAUGGUAUUUACAGUGCCAACCAUGCGCUCUCAUACUCGCGGACCAAUCAGUCGGCAAAAAUCGAAGAGGGAAAAAAGAUCAUCGAAAAGGUGGCUGCGCUCAAGCAUGAUAUGAGCCGUGAUCGUCCACUCGAGCCCAUUCGUGUCAUUGGAGGUGAGGAUGCCGAUCAUGGCCCCUCGACUGAGCUUUUCGACACGACCAUCGAUAAGGAAAAGUGGACCUGGUUUACAGCACCUUGGCUGUUCUGUGAGUGCUACCUCUAUCGUCUUCUGAGGAGCUUCUUUGCGCGUAGCGAGCAUUGGAAGCAGUACGAUCCCUUCUCCAAGACCAAGCUCGACACGUUCAAAAGCUCUGGCACUGCCAUCAGUGCGCUCGCUGUGACCAUCGAGGAGCUAGUGGCCAAGUCGCUCUCAUCGGACAAAGGCCCCGAAUCGACUCCUGAAGGACGUGAGAUCCUCUUCCACGAGAUGGCGCAAAUGUCGCUGUGGGGCAAUGCCACUGAUCUCAGUCUGCUCACCAACCUCUCGUACGCCGAUCUGCAAGCUCUUCAGACCACAGGCCGGGAGCAGCAGCAAGCGCGCAGCAAGUUCAUCCUCGCCAACGACCUCGACCAGGCUUGGAAGAAGAUUUCGUCACUUACAGGUGGACGAGUCGACAUUGUGCUCGACAAUGCUGGCUUUGAGCUGGUGACGGACAUGAUCUUUGCCGACUGGUUGCUUACGACGCCUCACGUUGAGCAAGUGGUGUUUCACCCCAAAAACAUGCCCUGGUUCGUGUCGGAUGUCACGCCGUCCGACUUCCGACACACGGUCGAGUCGCUGCUUGAGCCGAGCUUCUUCGCACGACAGGAGGAUGCCGGUCAGGACCGACACCGCAGCGUGAGUCGAAGCCGUGAUUUGCAGGCUGACCCGAGCAAAUACUCGUACAGCGCCUCCGGUGGUGGGCAGGGCGCACAGCCUGCUGGCUCUCGUUCUCUGCAGAUGGCGGACAGCUCGGAGCGUGGUCGCUCUCCUCACCCUCCAGGAAGUCUGCACCUUCAGGCUCGGGACGGCAGCGUCGAUUCGACGGGACGUGGGCGUGCUCCUGCUGGUAGCCGCAGCUUCCAGAUGGACCCAGCUUACUUCAAGAACGCGCGCUCGCAGACCAUCUCUCCUUCGAGAUCGUACGUCAUGGACAGCUCUCGUUUCUCGUCGCUUUCGAUCCACGAUGAAGGUGACGAGCGACAUGGCCGAGGUCGAUCGACCACAGUCAAGGACGAAACACCGUCUUCGCAGACUCCAGUCCAGGCAAUGGUCAGGAGGUGGAUGAAGUACAUGGAAGAUGGCCGUUUCAAGCUUUCUGUUCCCCUCGACACUCCUCUCGGAGCCGAUACCGGUGCAGCCAACGGUUUCUGGACGCAGCCCGUCUCAUACGCCAACAUGGCUUAUUACGCUCCUGAGCUGCACCAGGAGUUGGCGACCAAGAGUGACCUUGUUAUCUUCAAGGGCGAUCUCAACUACCGCAAGCUUACUUCCGACGCCACAUGGAAGUCGGAUACGAGUUUCCGCGAGGCUUUGGGACCGCUCGCCGGCACGAUUGAGAUUCUGGCCCUUCGAACCAAUAAGGCGGACGUAUGUGUUGGACUCAAGCCUGGACAAGAAGCCGAGGUGGUUGCCGCAGACCCAAAAUGGAGAGUAUCAGGAAAGUAUGCUGUGGUCCAGCAUUGCCCACAAGACAAGUGA